UUUACCGUGUCACGUGCACGGAAGCAACAGUGCUUGCCUGCUUGAAAUGAGAACAGUAGUGGUGACUGGUUCAACAGCCUUGUCAAACUCUACUCCCUUCCACUUGCUAACGUUGCUCUGAACAAAAGUGGUAACCCCCGGUGUAUAUGAGAGAGAGGGAGGUGGUCUGCAGUCAUGAGCAAUCCGUUUGCACACUUAGUGGAGCCUCUGGACCACAACAAACCGGACCGCAAGUUCUACAACCUCUUGAAGCUCAGAGACCCGAGAUAUGACCGCCUGCCGUUCUCCAUCCGCAUGCUGCUGGAGUCGGCCGUGAGGAACUGUGACGGGUUCCUGGUGAAGCAGUCGGACGUGGAGAGCAUUUUGAACUGGGAGCAGACCCAGACCCAGAGCGUGGAGGUGCCGUUCAGACCCGCCCGGGUCAUCCUGCAGGACUUCACUGGUGUGCCUGCUGUGGUGGAUUUUGCCGCAAUGCGUGACGCUGUGGCGAAUCUAGGAGGAGAUCCCGAAAAGAUCAACCCAGUCUGCCCAGCGGAUCUCGUAAUUGACCAUUCUAUCCAGGUGGACUUUAACAGGAAGACUGACAGCCUCCAGAAAAAUCAGGACUUGGAGUUUGACAGAAACAAAGAGCGAUUUGAGUUCUUAAAGUGGGGCUCCAAAGCGUUCCGCAACAUGCGCAUCAUUCCCCCCGGCUCGGGGAUCGUGCACCAGGUGAACCUGGAAUACCUGGCCAGGGUGGUGUUUGACCAGGAGGGCUUCUACUACCCCGACAGCCUGGUGGGCACGGACUCUCACACCACCAUGAUCAACGGCCUGGGCGUGCUGGGCUGGGGUGUGGGCGGGAUUGAGGCCGAGGCCGUCAUGCUGGGCCAGCCAAUCAGCAUGGUGCUCCCUGAAGUCAUCGGCUACAGGCUGCAAGGUGCCCCCGACAAGCUCAUCACUUCAACUGACAUCGUCCUUACUGUGACCAAGCACCUGCGCCAGGUCGGCGUCGUGGGGAAGUUUGUGGAGUUCUUCGGCCCGGGUGUUGCCCAGCUGUCCAUCGCCGACCGUGCCACCAUCGCCAACAUGUGCCCAGAAUAUGGAGCCACCGCAGCUUUCUUCCCUGUAGACCACAUCAGUGUGCAGUACCUGGAGCAAACAGGGAGAGAUGCUGAGAGACUGGACUACAUCACUAGGUACCUGAAAGCGGUCGCCAUGUUCAGAGACUACAGCAACACCUGCCAGGAUCCCAACUUCACUCAGGUGCACGAGCUGGACCUGAGUACCGUGGUGCCGUGCUGCAGCGGGCCCAAAAGGCCCCAGGACCGGGUCGCCGUGUCCGACAUGAAAACAGACUUUGAGGCCUGCCUGGCAGCUAAGCAAGGCUUCAAGGGUUUCCAGGUAGCCCCUGAGCGACGCAACGCGGAGGUUUCCUUCCGGUACAGUGACCAGGAGUACAGCCUCUCCCAUGGCUCCGUGGUCAUCGCCGCCAUCACCAGCUGCACCAACACCAGCAACCCCUCCGUCAUGCUGGGAGCUGGGCUCCUGGCUAAGAAGGCCAUCCAGGCUGGUCUGAGCGUGAAGCCCUACAUCAAAACCAGCCUGUCGCCCGGCAGUGGAGUGGUCACCUAUUACCUGAAGGCGAGCGGCGUCAUGGACUACCUCUUCCAGCUCGGGUUUGAGGUGGUAGGCUACGGCUGCAUGACCUGUAUAGGCAACAGUGGACCCCUCCCGGACCCUGUGGUGGAGGCCAUUACUCAGGGAGAUCUAGUUGCCACGGGGAUCCUAUCGGGUAACAGGAACUUUGAGGGGCGUGUCCACCCCAACACACGAGCCAAUUAUCUGGCCUCUCCCCCGCUGGUAAUCGCAUAUGCCAUUGCUGGCACUGUGAGGAUCAACUUUGACACAGAGCCUAUCGCUUUGAACAGCAAAGGGAAGGAGGUUUUCCUGAGGGACAUCUGGCCCACUCGGGAGGAGAUCCAAGCUGUGGAGAGAGAGUUUGUUAUUCCUGCCAUGUUUAAAGAGGUUUAUGAGAAGAUUGAGAAAGUGAAUGAACGUUGGAAUGACCUGACUGCCUCCUCAGACAAGCUGUACACAUGGGACCCCAAGUCCACCUACAUCAAGUCUCCACCCUUCUUCAGUGGACUGACCAAGGAACUGCAGAGCCCUCGGUCCAUCACAGAUGCCUACGUGCUGCUGAACUUGGGCGACUCUGUGACCACGGACCACAUCUCUCCUGCUGGCAACAUCGCCCGCCAAAGCCCUGCUGCACGCUACCUGACCAGCAAAGGAUUGCACCCGCGUGACUUCAACUCUUACGGUUCUCGGCGUGGCAACGAUGCAGUGAUGGCCCGGGGCACUUUUGCCAACAUCCGUCUCCUCAACAAGCUACUGAACAAACAGGGGUCACACACCCUUCACUUACCCUCCAAUGAAACGCUGGAUGUGUUUGACGCUGCUGAGCGGUACCAGGAGGCUGGCCUGCCCCUCAUCAUCCUGGCUGGGAAGGAGUACGGAUCCGGCAGCUCCAGAGACUGGGCUGCUAAAGGCCCGUUCCUCCUGGGCAUCAAAGCCGUGCUGGCGGAGAGCUACGAGCGCAUCCACCGCAGUAACCUGGUGGGCAUGGGGGUGAUCCCCCUGGAGUACCUGGCCGGGGACACUGCCGACAGCCUGGGGCUGACCGGACGGGAGCGCUACACCGUGGUCAUCCCGGACACACACACACCCAGGAUGGUUGUCGACAUCAAGCUGGACACGGGCAAGACUUUCAAGGCGAGGAUGAGGUUCGACACGGAUGUGGAGCUGACGUACUUCCACCACGGAGGAAUCCUGAACUACAUGAUCCGCAAGAUGUCGGAGAAUAAGAGAGAUCGGGUCGUCCCGUGCAGAACACCCGCGUCUGCCAUGCGGAUGGCCCCUCUCUCUUCUGUUUAAGUUGGCCAUUCCAUUUUUGUGUUAUGUCUCCAUUGGUUUUAGUGCGUUCAUUGACCACAGUGCUGGUUUUCAGACUCAGUCUUUUGCGGAGUCAGAACCGCACAGUGCAUUUAACGCUGCUAUGAUGAGAUCAGCUGGGUUCAAAUACUAUUUGUUUCAUCAAGGCCAGCUGAAGUAUUUCUAUAUUUCUGAGCCUGGACUCUUUGUAAAAUACCUGGGCCUUUUCCACACUACCUCCGCUUGGGAAAACCAGUGGUUCAUCCACUUCAUCCCUCCUUCCAUCCAUGAUAAAAUAAAUGUCUCAAUUAUUAUAUUUUUUUCCCCAAAAAACUAUUAAGCGGCCAAAGGAUGGCCUGCAGUUCCACAGAAUUUUUUUUGCAAUGCUUUGCUUGGAGUGAUUCAUAUGUUUCAUGUCACGUCAGAGCUCCGGUCCAGUUAACCUGAUUGGGUGUCUUGACCACAGUCAAGAUGUUAGCUUUGUUAGUUUAAUGCCAUUCAUUUGUCUUCUGGUGAGCUGGCGUAGACAUUGGCUGCUUCUAAAAAGUGUUCCAUUUUUGGCCAACAUGUGGGGGCCAUUUUGGAAGGCAACAUUCUAAAUGUUCUAGAGAAACAUAUUUGUUCUAAAGGGUGGACGUUUGAAAGGGUGGAGAGGCAUUCUAAAUGUUCUGUGCCAACCUUAUACAAUGCUAACGGAUUCUGGUAGAUCACUUUGUGUUCUAAAACACUAAAUAAGGUGGUUGUCAUUGUACUGAGAAAGAUCAAUAUAAGUAUUCUGAUUGGAUCCAAGUCGACUGUUUGCCUUAUGGUUAAAUUGACUCUCCUUUAUUUGGGGUACAGUAAACUUUAUUGUAUGUGAAUUGUUUCUUUGAGGCCUGUGUUGACGUUGCCUCCAAACUAAGGCAUAUUUCUACUAGACUUGAGAAUUUGAGGCAGUGCAAUUCCAACUACCAGGUGCCGUUGGCAAUCCUGGCAAUUGAGUAGAAAUUCUCUAACCAGGAUUUCUGGGAAUGUUGGUAAGUUCCCAGAAUUGUCCAAACCUAUUGGGGGAUGUGGCAGGGUGUUCAUAAGAUAACUAACUAACUAACUAACUAACUAAAUAACUAAUUAAUUAGCUAGUAACUAAUUAACGUGAUCAAGAAUUCCUAAAUGCAUUGUGUUUCUGACUGAAAGCUAGUGUUUGUUCUCUGUUAGCACUUAAAGAUGCACUGUGGGAUUUUAACCAAAUUCUUAUAUGUUACAAAUUGGAUUUGUGACCUUUUUUUUGUCAUGAUACACAAAAUUGCUAGCAGUACACACGCAAAAAACAAGAGCACCACUUUUGCUAGUACUGACUGAAAUUAUGCAUGAACCGCAGUACAGCUUUAAGGCUUAAUGGUCCUUUUUAAAAUAAACUGUCCGGAAAUAGAAAUCCCUGCUCCAUCCUCCAUAUUGCUUACACCUAUCAAGGAUAUGUAGUGAUCGAUGUGAAAAUGCUCCCGUGCACUUCAGUAUAUUACGAUGUUAUCAAAUUAUUGAUACUUGUUAAUCUGACUUAAUGCAUUAAUUUCCUCCAAACUGAACUAAAAUGUAACUCCAGUGCAGCGCUGUUGCAUUGGAACAUUUGCAGUCAGCACGACCUGUAGCACAUUUGAAAAUCAUCUAUGAAUAAACCAGUACACUGAGA
Esox lucius (northern pike) is the source of this 4579-nucleotide messenger RNA. RefSeq names its product aconitase 1, soluble (gene aco1). Gene Ontology annotation, molecular function: 4 iron, 4 sulfur cluster binding; aconitate hydratase activity; iron-responsive element binding. Lineage: Eukaryota; Metazoa; Chordata; Actinopteri; Esociformes; Esocidae. The transcript is spliced from 21 exons. Gene Ontology annotation, cellular component: mitochondrion; cytosol. The record is from RefSeq and is a predicted model, not a curated record. The coding region runs from base 175 to 2916 and encodes 913 amino acids. Gene Ontology annotation, biological process: tricarboxylic acid cycle; citrate metabolic process.